Telopea speciosissima is the source of this 348-nucleotide messenger RNA. RefSeq lists its product as uncharacterized. NCBI's taxonomy places the organism in Eukaryota, Viridiplantae, Streptophyta, Magnoliopsida, Proteales, Proteaceae. Bases 43 to 348 code for a protein of 101 amino acids. The record is from RefSeq and is a predicted model, not a curated record. The transcript is spliced from 2 exons.
GAGAUUUGAAAUGUUAAAAAAGCUGUAGAUUUAGAAUUAGAAAUGAUGAUCGAAAGCAGUAGCUUGGGAGAGAUACUUCUGAAGAUUGGGAUGUUCGCACUUGUUCAAGCGCUGGUCUACUUCAUCCUCUCCAAAUCAUCCUCCAUGUUCUCCAAUAACAUCCCUCCUCGCUCCCUUAGUUUCAGACCUGCUCGCUCUCUCAGUGUACGCCGAUUCUUGGCUGCUCUCUCUGACUUACCUGCCGGAGCUGAACCAUCACCUUCGUCAAGCGGAUCACAGCCUCAGCCACCAAUAACACCCCAGGAAGAAAAUUCUGCUGCGGGGAAUGAUUAUUUUAAACAAUCUUAG